Molecule: messenger RNA, 659 nt
Organism: Hevea brasiliensis (rubber tree)
Lineage: Eukaryota; Viridiplantae; Streptophyta; Magnoliopsida; Malpighiales; Euphorbiaceae
Product: histone H4
Exons: 1
Coding region: 211-522 (103 amino acids)
Biological process (GO): nucleosome assembly
Cellular component (GO): nucleosome
Molecular function (GO): DNA binding; protein heterodimerization activity; structural constituent of chromatin
Source: RefSeq, a predicted model, not a curated record
CGCCUAUUUCUUAAGUUCCAACAAUCCCACUAUUGAUUUCCACCAAUCAAUCCAACGGUUACUAAUCUAAACCAAACUCUUCACACGGAUCGCCUCGCGAUCCAUCGGCCGCCAAUAGCACAUCUCCUACUAUAAAAGGACCCUAGCAAACUCCAAUGACAACAAUAUCAUAUUGAAGAAAGAGCGAGCAAGGAGAGGGGAAGAUCAAAGAUGUCAGGGAGAGGAAAGGGAGGAAAGGGAUUGGGAAAGGGAGGUGCCAAGAGGCACAGGAAGGUGCUCCGGGAUAACAUUCAAGGCAUCACCAAGCCUGCCAUUCGGCGACUGGCUAGGCGUGGUGGAGUCAAACGCAUCAGCGGUCUCAUCUACGAGGAGACAAGAGGCGUCCUCAAGAUCUUUCUCGAGAAUGUCAUUCGGGACGCCGUUACCUACACCGAACACGCUCGUCGCAAGACCGUUACUGCCAUGGAUGUUGUAUAUGCCUUGAAGAGGCAGGGGAGGACUCUCUAUGGCUUUGGUGGUUAAAGAUUUGGGAUUAGGGUUAGGGUUGAGUUUUGUUUGCACUAGUGGAAAACGAUGUUAAAAUUUAAUGACCAAAUGGGUUAUGUGUAAAAUGACUAAAUGGGCUUCAUGUUAUACUAUUACACUGGUUUUCAUGCGAA